Camelina sativa (false flax) is the source of this 1128-nucleotide messenger RNA. The record is from RefSeq and is a predicted model, not a curated record. Lineage: Eukaryota; Viridiplantae; Streptophyta; Magnoliopsida; Brassicales; Brassicaceae.
AUGGCGUCUACGAUUUCUCUCACUCUCUUGAACGGAGGAGCAACGCCUUUGAAAUCGUAUCCGCUGCUUCAAAAAUCUAAGCUCACUCCGCAACGUCUUGGCUCUUCUAGGGUUUCUAAUUCUUCCUCGAGUCGCGAAAUUUCUCUUAAGAACCAAUCUACUGCUCCGAUUUCGUGUAGGAGUCGUCGGUUUGACUUUGUUCCUCGUUGCGGCAUUUCGUCGAACGAUUUUCCUACUGAGAAAAAGAAGAAGAGCUUUGGCGAGUGGGUUGAGUAUUUGGGAGAGGCGGUUUCGAUAGCGUUUCCGGUAUGGGUUUCUCUUGGAUGCUUGUUGGGGCUUUUGAGACCAACUACUUUCAAUUGGGUCACUCCCAAUUGGACCACUGCAGGUCUUACGAUCACUAUGCUCGGAAUGGGAAUGACUUUGACCCUCGACGACCUUCGUGGCGCUUUAUCCAUGCCCAAGGAGCUCUUCGCUGGCUUUGUCUUGCAGUACUCGGUGAUGCCACUAUCAGGAUAUUUUGUGAGUAAGCUCUUAAAUUUGCCACCACAUUACGCAGCCGGUCUCAUAUUGGUUGGUUGCUGUCCAGGCGGUACGGCUAGUAAUAUUGUCACGUACAUUGCACGUGGCAAUGUUGCGCUAUCAGUAUUGAUGACAGCAGCUAGCACUGUUUCAGCUGUGAUUAUGACACCGAUUCUUACGGCCAAGCUUGCCAAGCAGUAUAUCACAGUUGAUGCUCUUGGAUUACUAAUGUCAACACUACAGGUGAUUCUUCUCCCAGUGUUGGCUGGUGCAUUUCUGAACCAAUACUUUAAAAAGCUGGUGAAAUUUGUUUCUCCAGUGAUGCCUACAAUUGCAGUUGGAACCGUUGCAAUCCUGUGUGGGUAUGCUAUCGGUCAGAAUUCAUCUGCAAUACUCAUGUCUGGGAGACAAGUAGUCCUGGCUUCAUGCCUUCUUCACACCUCUGGAUUUUUCUUUGGGUACCUGUUUUCAAGAUUACUCGGAAUUGAUGUGGCAUCGUCCAGAACUAUAUCUAUCGAAGUCGGCAUGCAGUUUUAUUCAACCUUUGUGGAGGGUAGUAUUGGGAUUUUUGAACUGGGAACAGCUAGUCUUGUCGCAGAGUAUUAA